UGAAUUCUUCAACUCUUUAAGUGGAUGAUUCGUUAUGUCACAGCGCCCUCUGCUGGAUCAACCACGGGAACACAUCUGCACAGGAACAUCUUCAUCCUCUUCCUCUUCACGGUGGACAGGUAAAGCUUGGUGGUUUAAAUAAACCAGGUUCCUGACUCAAGAUGAAGUUAUAACUUUUAGAGUUUGAUGACGAUGGAAAUGGAAAUGAUAUCAGUGGAGUUGAGUUUCAGUAAAAGCAACUCCAACAACCCUGGAGAACCAGAACCACAGGGGGCCUGCCUCCUGUUAGACCCCGUCCCUGAUACCGUGAACUGACUGGUGUGGUCCACAGACGGUCCAGCAUUAGUUCUAAUGUUUGUUGGUUCUAGUGUUGAUUAAAGCUGGUUCUAAUGUUAGUUCAAGUGUUGGUUCUAAUGUGAGUUCUAGUGUUGGUUCUAACAUUAGUUAAACUGUUGGUUCUAACAUCAGUUCAAGUUUUGAUUCUACUGUUGGUUCUAGUGUUUGUUCGUUCAAGCAUUAGGACUAAUGUUGGUUCUAUUGCUGGUUUGAGUAUUAGUUGGUUCUAGUGUAGAUUCUAACACUGGUUCUAAUGUUAGUUCUACAGUUGGUUCUAACGUUAGUUCUACUGUUUGUUCUAACAUGGCUUGGAGUGUGAGCGUGUUUUCAGUGUAUUUUUAUUUUCCACUGUGUAUUUCUGCGGGUUCCACUGUCUUUUACUGAGCUUUACUGUUUAGUUUGUUGUUGGUUAUUUUAAAAUUCGGCUCACAGCCCCGCCCACCAAGAGAAAUAAUCCCAGAGUGGCGUCCAUCUUGGCUCCGUGUGCUGCGGCUGGGACAGAGUGGCGUCCAUCUUGGCUCCGUGUGCUGCGGCUGGGACAGAGCUGAGUAGCCGAGGAAGAGCUGCAAACCUCGGAUCAUUGUUGAUAUCCGGACCAGGGUCGGACCAGGGUCGGACCAGGGUCGGACCAUUUUCGGUCUAUGGCCGGUUUCACCCCCACACGGAGGACAGGCGGUCUGUGGUCGCGGUCUGUGGUUUACAUCGGGGCCGGCGGCUGUUAGCCACGCAGCUAAUCUGACGGCUAGCCGGGGAGCUAGCGUUAGUUCCCGGCCUGAGGAAACCAGGUCCUGGAUCACACCCCGCACCCUCUACCGUCUUUACCCGAACAUGCUGCGGCCGGCACGGACUAACCGUCCCUGGCCCAGACGUGGCAGCUAGCUGGAGCUCGACCUAAUGCCGUUUCAUAACCGACGUUACCCGACGAAGAGCUGUUUGGACCGGGACCCGGUGCAGCUGGUUUAGAGGUUAAUGCGUGUCUCCGUGGGAUUAGAACCGGAACUAGAACCCAGGAUGGGACCAGCGACCAGACUCUUCCUCGGCGCCUUCCUCAUCUCCUGCUCCUCAGGUGCGAUUCUUGGCCGCUCAGACUCUCAGAAGUGUGUCCGCUACGACAGCCCUUCCUCGUCCAUGUCCUCCUCUUCGUCCUCCUCCUCCUCUCUCAGGGGGAGUCAGGGGGGGAACGUCACCACGGUGGAGACCUGCUCUGGGGAGGAGGACAAGAGGCUGCACUGCUUCGCCACCUGGAGGAAUGUAUCGGGGACAGUCCAGGUCCUGAAACAGGGCUGCUGGUUGGAUCACCCCAGCUGCUACGACAGGACUGAGUGCGUUGAGAAGAACGAAGAACCCGACGUCUUCUUCUGCUGCUGCGAAGGAACUCUCUGUAACCACAAGUUCUUCUACAGCCCCAACAGCAGCCAGAUACCCACAACAAGCUUACCUGUCCAGGUGAGGCCCUCCGUGGUGACCACCCUGAUGUACUCCCUGGUUCCCAUCAUGGUCGUCAGCGCCAUCGUCCUUGUGUUCUUCUGGAUGUACCGACACCACAAGCUGGCCUACCCUCCUGUCCUGGUGCCCACACAGGACCCUGGUCCUCUGCCCCCGUCCCCAGUCCUGGGCCAGAAGCCUCUGCAGCUGCUGGAGGUUAAAGCCAGGGGGCGCUUUGGAAUUGUGUGGAAGGCUCAGCUGCUGAAUGAAUACGUGGCAGUGAAGACGUUCCCCAUACAGGAAAAAGGGUCCUGGAUGAAUGAGUAUGAGAUCUACAGCCUAAGUGGGAUGAGACAUGAGAAUCUGCUGCAGUUCAUCGGAGCCCAGAAGAGAAGCAGCCACUUAGACCUGGACCUGGAGCUGUGGCUCAUUACAGCCUAUCAUGAGAAGGGGUCUCUGACUGACUACCUGAAGGCCAACGUCCUGUCCUGGUCUGACCUGUGUCUCAUCGCUCAGUCCAUGUCUAGAGGUCUGUCCUACCUGCACGAGGACAUUCCUGGACACAAGGAAGGACACAAGCCUGCCAUCGCACACAGGGACCUGAAGAGUAAGAACAUCCUGCUGAAGUCUGACCUCACCGCCUGCAUUGCUGACUUUGGACUUGCUCUCAGGUUUGAGCCGGGGACGUCUCCAGGAGACACUCAUGGACAGGUAGGGACUCGGAGGUACAUGGCCCCCGAGGUCCUGGAGGGGGCCAUCAACUUCCAGAGAGACGCCUUCCUGAGGAUCGACAUGUACGCUUUGGGCCUGGUGCUUUGGGAACUAGCCUCACGCUGCACAGCUGCAGACGGUCCGGUGGAUGAGUACAUGCUGCCCUUUGAGGAGGAGGUGGGACAGCAUCCGUCCCUGGAGGACAUGCAGGAUGUGGUCGUCCACAAGAAGCUGAGGCCGACACUCAGAGAGUGUUGGCAGAAACAUUCGGGCCUGGUGCUGCUGUGUGAGACCAUGGAGGAGUGCUGGGACCAUGAAGCGGAGGCUCGCCUUUCAUCCGGUUGUGUUGCCGAACGUGUUGUACAGAUGCGGCGUCAAACGGUUGCCACGGCGCCGGAGGAGGCCGUCACCAUCGUCACCAUGGUAACCAACGUGGACUACCCCCCCAAAGAGUCGAGUCUAUGACGAGGAGAUGGACACGGACCAGUCAGACAGACUCUCAGGGUCACGUGACCUGUUGAGUGAAUGGAUCACGUAUGUGCUCAGACACGCUAACGAGGUGCUAAUGAGGUGCUAACAAGACGCUAACAAGACAUUGACAGAGUCAACGUGAUCCCAACCAUCCCUUAAGUCCGAAACUACAGAGAGAGAGACAAUAAACACACAGUAAAUACGAAUAAAUCUGAAUAAAUGUGGCACAGAUCAGAGAUUAAACCAGAGUCCAUGUGUCAGGAGAGUUUCCAUCCAUGAGUCCAGACUCAGGUCCUGGUUCAGUUUUUAUAAAUCAGGGAUUUGUCUCAUGUUUGUGUUGAAGUGUGUGAUGACAACAGAUGAAAGGAGCUUUGUGAGGAGCUCAGAAAAAGAGUUGUUGUUGCUCAUCAGGCUGGAAAC
Mugil cephalus (flathead mullet) is the source of this 3363-nucleotide messenger RNA. RefSeq names its product activin receptor type-2A-like. The record is from RefSeq and is a predicted model, not a curated record. The transcript is spliced from 11 exons. Gene Ontology annotation, molecular function: activin receptor activity; ATP binding; activin binding. Bases 1306 to 2937 code for a protein of 543 amino acids. Gene Ontology annotation, cellular component: plasma membrane; activin receptor complex. Gene Ontology annotation, biological process: protein phosphorylation; activin receptor signaling pathway; cellular response to growth factor stimulus. NCBI's taxonomy places the organism in Eukaryota, Metazoa, Chordata, Actinopteri, Mugiliformes, Mugilidae.